GUGUUGUUGGGCGGGGCUUGGCGGCAGCAGCAGGUGAGCGAGCAGCGCGAGCUGCUCGAGUCGGAGCGGAGAGAGUCAUGGGGAAGCUGCAGGAAUUUGACAUCACUUUCACCAACAACAAGGUGGUUUACGGCCCGGGAGAGUCCAUAAGCGGAACCGUGAGGAUUCGAACCGGCAACCCGCUGCAGUACAAAGCCGCCGUCCCCACGUCUUUCGAAGGACCCUUCGGGAAGAUCGUUUACCGCGUGAAGGCGGCCAUCGACACGCCUCGCUUCUCUAAGGACUACAAAUCCCAGAGGCUCUUCUACAUCCUCAACGCGCUCAACCUCAACGAGGUUCCCGACAUCGAGAAUGAGAGUUAUGCAGUGACCACUAAGAAGUUCAGCUACCUCCUGGUGAAGACUGGAACCCUGAUGCUGAAAACACGCUGCGACAUGAAGGGUUACGUCCCGGGCCAGGUCAUCAAGUUGGCCACGGAGAUCCACAACAAGUCCGGCAAAGACACGGGAUACGUCCUGGCCAGUCUCAUACAGAAAGUGACCUACAGGACCAAGCGGCCGGUCUUUGACCUGAGGGCCAUCGCGGAGGUGGAGGGAGCCGGAGUGAAGGCCGGGAAGCACGCAGAGUGGAGGGAGCAGAUCAUCGUCCCUCCUCUUCCUCAGUCGGCGCUCGCCGGCUGCAGCCUGAUCGACGUCGAUUAUUUCCUGCAGGUGUCGCUGAAAUCCCCCGAGGCCGUCGUCACGCUGCCCAUCUUCAUCGGGAACAUCCCGGUCAACCCGUCGCCCUCCAUGCCCGUCCCCGCCGGUCCGGACCCGGCGCCKGACGUGACGCCGAGUGCCCCGCCGGCGGAGGACGACCCCGAGGAGGGCGAGCUCUGCGCGGGGGGCUUCGCCAACGAGGAGCUCCCCACCAAGAGCCACUCCCAGCAGGAUCCCUCGGUGCCGCCGGCCACCAUGUCCCCCAGCGCCUUCAGCCACGCCCCCGGCGCCGCGCUGCCGCCGGGCCGCAGCAGGCCCGACGCCUCGGCGCCGCUCUUCUGCCUGUCCACCGGAGCCACCAUCCCCUUCUUCUCCGAGGGAAACGCCACGCCCAUCCCCACUUCCUGUUCGCUCAUUCUGCCUCCGGAGUACAGCAGCUGUGAUUACCCUCAGGAGCCGCCGCCGACGUACGAGGAAAGCUGCAGCAGCGUGAGCYCCAGCUUCACCAGCGGACAGUAGAGGAGGAACGCCGAGGCUCCGCCCACUUUUACCUGUCUGAGCAGGUCCGAACACAAAGCUGCUGGAUGGAAACGGGCGGUCGGCGUCGAUCUCAGACACUGAAACAAAGGAUCUUUGUUUUUUUAAGAUCUUUGAUUUCGYCUCGUGGGUCGGACAGAACUUCAC
Messenger RNA from Austrofundulus limnaeus, 1382 nucleotides. It is a transcript of the gene arrdc1b, whose product is annotated as arrestin domain containing 1b. The record is from RefSeq and is a predicted model, not a curated record. Gene Ontology annotation, cellular component: cytoplasm. Gene Ontology annotation, molecular function: ubiquitin protein ligase binding; ubiquitin-like ligase-substrate adaptor activity. NCBI's taxonomy places the organism in Eukaryota, Metazoa, Chordata, Actinopteri, Cyprinodontiformes, Rivulidae. Gene Ontology annotation, biological process: protein transport.